GUUCCUGUGCAACCUGCUCUGGGUGGACCUGCUUUGGCAGGGAGGUUGGACUAGAUGAUCUCCAGAGGUCCCUUCCAACCCCAUGGGAUUCUGUGUUGGUUGUGUCUGUGUCUGGACUGUCCUUCUGUCCUGGCAGGUGAUGGGAGCAUGAGUGAAAAUGAGGGGGAUCUCCAGCGAGGUGGGCUCCCGGAGGCAUCCAAACCCUGCGGGGCCAUUUCGGACUUUUUCCUAAGGGAAGCUUCUCCUCAUGGUUGCGACCAGGAAGCGUCCUGUCCGAGGCCAGACCUUCUCUCCCCUCAGACGGGGCCGGAGAAGGUUUCUCGCUGCGGCUUUCGGAAGCGGAAGGAGACAGCGGUGCCCCAGCGAGCGUUGAUGGGAGAGAAGCCCUACAUCUGCAUCGAGUGCGGGCAGAGCUUCAACCGCAGCUCCGACCUGAUCCGCCACCAGAGGAUCCACACCGGGGAGAAGCCCUACAUGUGCCCCGACUGCGGCAAGGGCUUCGGCCGCCGCUCCCACCUCAUCCAGCACCAGCGCGUCCACACGGGCGAGCGGCCCUACCAGUGCAAGGACUGCGGGAAGAGCUUCAGCCAGAGCACCCACCUGGUGCAGCACCAGCGCAACCACACCGGCGAGAGGCCUUAUGUCUGCCCCAAGUGCGGGAGGAACUUCUACCAGAACUCGGGCCUGCUCCGUCACGCCAACUUCCACACCGGCGAGAAACCCUACAAGUGCCCCCAGUGCGGGAAGCGCUUCAGCGACAGCUCCAACCUCAUCGCCCACCAGCGGCUCCACACGGGCGAGAAGCCCUACAAGUGUGCGGACUGCAACAAGUGUUUCAGCGAGAGCUCCAAGCUGGUCAUCCACCAGCGCGUCCACACGGGUGAGAAGCCAUACUUGUGCCCUGACUGUGGCAAGAGCUUCAGCCAGCGCUCGCACCUUGUCCAGCACCGUCGCACCCACACCGGGGAGAAGCCCUACAAGUGCGCCGAGUGUGGGACCUGCUUCGGUGACAACUCUACCCUCAUCCGUCACCGUCGUACCCACACUGGGGAGAAACCUUUCAAGUGCUCCCACUGUGGGAAGAGCUUCAGUCGCAACUCCUACUUGGUCUCGCACCAGCGGGUGCACGUGUGGUAGGCAGCAUCCCUAGCUGUGCUCUGGGGGUGAACUAGGAUGCAGCUCCUGGUGGUCCAGGCCUGUCCAAAAUGUGCCCAAGGGCCACAGGGGUGGACAAGAGCGUGACUACAGCGGGGUCCCUGGAUUAUAGGCAGCUGGCCAGAGUAAUGCCUUUGGCCUGUGCUGCCCUUUUCAGUCACCUCCUCCUCCAGCAGUGGUUGCGGUGGGUAGCGCUGCAUCCCGAGGGCCUGUCAUCCUCUUUGCCCGGUACUAGAAUCAGAUGCCAUCUGCUGUGUGGCCAAGGUGUGAGGUGUUUUCUGGGAGCCUGAGGAGAGAAGGCACGACAUCAGGUCGCAGGAUGAGAAGGCUGCUUGGUAACGCAGUAUAAGUGUGUGUGGUUGUGCCAAGGGAAAUAAGAUGGGAGGUGGGGGGUCUUCAAGGGGCUUCGUUCUGCUCGCAGCUGAGAUGCUGUGACCUUUAUAACGUUGCAGAGGUCUUUGGAAGCUCAUCGUGCUCGUGGUCUAAGCCAGCUCUGUGUCUCAUACAGCAGUCAGGAAGGUCAAAGCUAAGUCAGGUCCUGCUGGGAAGCUGGAGACUCUGCAUUAUGCCUAUAGAGUGUGCAGGCCAACUUGAAGAGCAGGCAAAGACCACUUGAUUUUGCUUGUGAAAGGCACGUGUAGGCAUACGCCGAACCGCAGAGGGAAGGCUUGUCCUCAGAGGUUUUCUGCAAAUGCUGCUUGGAUGGUAGGAAUGAAGGAGCUGCGGGACAGGGACAUGGCUUGUCCUGGAAUCUCAGAACCGGUGGGUAACAGAUGUAGGGAACUCCCAUACCUGGAGGCUUAAAAAAGAAAAUAAAAUAAUAAAUUAUACUUGCUGCUGCUAAGACUAAGGUACUCAACUUCACGGGUGUGUGGAGGUCACCUGUGAGUUUGUACGGGUAGCCUCCUCGUUCUGCAGAAUUCACAGAUACUUUUUAAGUGUGCUGGUGUAAGCUGCGUCGCAAAACAGGACGGAACAGUGCUGUACUAGGACUGACCUGGUUCCAUAGCAGUAUUUCUCAAGUCCCAUUUUGGCCGGGGUGUGUGCCUGUGUGUAAAUAACAUCUCUAUGUCUGUACUCACAUAUGUGUGAAGUAGCUUUUAUACUAUGUCUGUCUUCACACACGCGAGCGGUCACGCGUGCACACGCCAGGGAAGUGAUCAAAAUGGCCAGCCGUGACACUACACCCCAUCAGUACUUCUCAAAAAUGCUAAACAUACUGUAUAUACUAGAAUUUCUCAAUAAGAAGCUUGGAGAAAUAGGUUUUGUACCGAGACAUCUUGAGUUUUCAUAUCAGGACAUUGUUUUACACUGAUUACUUUGUGUGUGUGUGUACAAGAUCUGGAAUGGAGUUAUUUUAUUUAUAUAUCUAUCUGAAAACGCGUGGCCCCUGUGGUUGCGAGGAGUGACCCCUGAAUGUCACUCUCCCCCUCGUUUUACACAGGUACAUAUCCGGGGCAGUUGUAGGAUGUACCCCCCCCCUCAUGGUUUUACCUACAAGGAAUUGCAGUGCGACACAUAUCGUUUAUAUUUUUUACUGUUUUCACUGCUGAUCAUUUUAGUGAGGACACUGAGUGGUGUGCUUACCCAGCGCUGCUGGAGCUUAGGAAAGAUUUCUGGUUUUGCAACCUACCUUACUAAUCCUGCGACUGGCUCCACGGCUUCAGUAGGUCUCUGGAAAAAGGAAUACAGACUGAAGCCAGUGAAAAGACUGGAGCUGUGGUGGGGGAAGAGGUGAAGGAAAUGAAGAUGCUGAGAAGAUCUGUGGAAUUGAGCAGCUGCUGGCCAGGGAUGCUUCUGAAUGGCUCGCUCUACAGAGUGUGCUACUCUCCGAGGGAUUGCAGGGACCCCUUCUGCAAAGCCCCAAGUCACUUCUUGACACUCAACUGCUGAGAAAAUGCUAUUUUCAUAUAGUUUAAUAAAAAGGAGCUGUAGGGGGAGGGUGAAAUGGUUUGCAGCUCCUCGAGGAACAAGGCACCUUUAUGUGCAGCUGCUCAGGGAAGUAGAAGGAGCUUUCAGAAACGGGGUGGGCUUUGUUUACAUGGGAACCAAAGCCUUCAUUUGCAAAUGCACAUUUUUGCUUUUACCUUUGUGUUUGUUGUUUGGUUGGUUGGGUUUUUUUGUGUGUUUUUUUUAUUUUUAUGAACAGCUUCAAACCAAUGACUUCUUGAUUUCUGUUCCACUUCUGGAAAGUGGUUUGGAAAUGCAACUCGUGGUCACCUAAUUGGUUCCAGAAGCGUCAAGAUUUUCAUUUGCUAGCAGACUUUGGGAAGGGAUACUGCAGCUCUCAGUUGGUAGGCUCAUUUUUAACCGAAUUCAGAGGUUAUUCUGUAGAACUGAUCAAUUUGUGUGGGUUUGUCUCAUUCCAGUUCACAUUUCCUAAGGGAAAUGUACAGCAUUUAGAACUGUCUGUUUGCCUGGGGAGCCCUGUUUGCCAGGGAGAGGCGUCUUGUGGAUGCCAACUUUUCUUUUUUUGCCAAUCUGAACCCAGUUGCUGCGGCGGAUCCAUGAAAAUCAAACCCAGGUCUGCAGGCUGCUGAGCUCAACUGGAAGGGAAGCACAUGGAGACCCUGGUUUGGGGAGCCAGCUGCCCCUUGGGCAUGCCUUCGUGGUGGUCCUCAGAGCCUUUCUUUCCCUUGCUACAGGCUUUGUGAACUGCUGGGUGUUACUUACAGGGCUCUGUAAAUCGAAAGGAUCGACGUGCGUUUAUUUCGAAGAUGAACUUAUUUUAAACCAUGCCAAAUCAGGGUGGCCUUAGGGCUCCCAGCACACUGCCAGCACAGUAGGCUUUAGCAGCUGGGAUUGGCUCGCUCCCCGGCGUAAGCACAUUUCUGGAGUUCCUUUCCACAGCCACUGUUAGUUCUCGUUGGGUGUCACUUGGCUGAAAUCAUUCACUUCCCCCUUAGCCUGCCUGCUGUUUGUGCUCAUCGAGCUCGGGAGGAGAAUCUGGGCACCCACCCACCCACCCACCCUUUGCUGUGGUUACAGGGCACCUUCCUCUUCCUCCAGGGAUUUAAUGGCUUUGUGGGCAGCACAAACUCGGGAGCCAAAUUCAGAAGACAGAGGGAUGGGCACGGGCGAAAAGUCAAGAACCAGAAGGUUUGGUGUCACAGCAGCUAGCUCACUGCCUUCUCUACCAGCUCCCUCAGGGUCAUAGUGGGAGACUACUGGAAAAAGCAAAAGGUAAUUAGCUACUAUCAUUUCAGGGAGACCAUCCCUAGCACGCUCCAUCCCACAUGGGUGCCCAGAUCCUCCUGCCAGCUGAGGGAGCUCUGUAGAACCUUGUAAAUUCCUGUUGUGCUGAUGGUGCUUAGAUCCUGCAGUGAUACUGUGGCACUUUAGAAAUACCUAAGACAGUCAAAUGGAUGAAUGACGUCUCUAAAAUAAAGUUUUUCACCCGA
Molecule: messenger RNA, 4556 nt
Organism: Calidris pugnax (ruff)
Lineage: Eukaryota; Metazoa; Chordata; Aves; Charadriiformes; Scolopacidae
Product: zinc finger protein 239-like
Exons: 1
Coding region: 55-1137 (360 amino acids)
Biological process (GO): regulation of transcription by RNA polymerase II; central nervous system development
Cellular component (GO): nucleus
Molecular function (GO): DNA-binding transcription factor activity, RNA polymerase II-specific; RNA polymerase II cis-regulatory region sequence-specific DNA binding
Source: RefSeq, a predicted model, not a curated record